AUGUCUUCCACAAAUCAAAACACACAAGCCGACACAACACCCACGGAUCGCCUGGCCGAGAUCCUAGACAACUCAGCCCGCAUCCAAGAACUUUCCUCGGGCCACGAAGAAGAAAUCCAAGAAGCAGACGAUGACUCCGACUAUGAGACGUCAGAUGACGACAGCGACGACGGCCAAAACGUACACGGCUGGAUGGCCUCCAAACUACCCCCAAACCUACCUUUCUACUUCGCCGGUCCCGGUCCCCUUGCGGAUGGUUUGGAAACAACAACGUCGGCAGCUCAGGAAAAGACAAUGCGAGAGGUCAUAGAUCUUAUGACGGGAAAGGGACAGACCAUGACCUAUGUCAAUGCUUAUGGUCUACCGCAUUUGUUGAAGGACAAGCAUGCUGCCUUCCUGCGUACCAUUUUGGGCAGGUAUCCUCCGCCGUUUCAGGUCAUGGAUGCCAGUCGACCUUGGUUGCUGUACUGGGCUCUGAAUGGUCUAAGGACCUUGGGAGUUGAUGUCAGUGAAUACAAGCAGAGGUGCAUCGACACAUUCACACCUUUGCAGAAUCCAGAGGGUGGCUUUGGAGGUGGACAUGGCCAUCUUUCCCAUGCCGCGGCGGGUUAUGCGGCCACCUUGAGUUUGGCUUUGGUCGGUGGUUUGGACAUGAUUGAUCGAAGAGCCAUGUGGCACUGGCUUGGUCAAGUCAAGAACCCCUCCGGCGGCUUCAACAUGGCCGUGAAUGGCGAACAAGAUGUCCGCGGCGCAUACUGCUGCAUGACUAUCCACACUCUACUCGCUCUACCCCUCGCCCUUCCGCCGUCAUCGCCCGCCCGUAGAGCCGGGCUUGAAACCUUUACCUCUGGUCUCGGCUCCUGGAUCAGUCGUUGCCAAACCUUCGAAGGCGGCUUGGGCGGCGCACCAGACAACGAAGCUCACGGCGCCUACGCCUUCUGUGUCCUCGCUUGCCUGUGCCUGCUCGAUGCUCCUGCCAGAUCCAUUCCAACAUACCUCAACACCCGCACUUUAAUCCGUUGGUUAGUCUCGCGGCAAUGCGCGCCCGAAGGCGGUUUCAGCGGCCGUACGAACAAGUUGGUCGAUGCCUGCUACAGUCACUGGGUCGGUGGCUGUUGGUCUCUCUUGGAGUCUGCCCUCAACAUCGACCCUGCGAAAAGCAGUCUGUGGCACAGAGAGGCUCUAGUCCGAUACACACUUUCCUGCUCACAAGCCAAGAAGGGAGGACUUCGGGAUAAACCCUCUACCAGACCUGAUGGCUAUCACACGAAUUACUCUUUGGCUGGUCUGAGUGCUGCACAAUAUGUCUACACCUAUGCGGAGUCGAAGCAGACGGAGGCAGAGGGCGCAGAGGCGUUGAUGGUGGCAUUCAACUGGUCAUUCCAGCGUCCGACUCAGCAACAAAUGAAGGAGUGGUGUUUCGACAGCAGCGAUUUGGUGGAGCCUGUACACCCUGUCUUUGUCUUGCCGUUCGACAUUGUGGAAAACACGAGAGCGAAGUUCGCUGGCAAGGUCGGUUUCUGA
Aureobasidium namibiae CBS 147.97 is the source of this 1524-nucleotide messenger RNA. Its product is annotated as terpenoid cyclases/Protein prenyltransferase. Gene Ontology annotation, cellular component: protein farnesyltransferase complex. Gene Ontology annotation, molecular function: protein farnesyltransferase activity. The transcript is spliced from 2 exons. The record is from RefSeq and is a predicted model, not a curated record. The coding region runs from base 1 to 1524 and encodes 507 amino acids. Gene Ontology annotation, biological process: protein farnesylation. NCBI's taxonomy places the organism in Eukaryota, Fungi, Ascomycota, Dothideomycetes, Dothideales, Saccotheciaceae.